Chara braunii is the source of this 2756-nucleotide messenger RNA. NCBI's taxonomy places the organism in Eukaryota, Viridiplantae, Streptophyta, Charophyceae, Charales, Characeae. The record is from the annotation of a GenBank genome assembly.
GGAGGAAAAGAGGGGAGGGGAAGAGGGGUAGGAGGAAGAGGAGAAGACGGGAGAAAAGGGAAGGAGAAGAUGAGAGAGAGGAGGGAGGGGAACAGAAACAGGGGAGGGAGGAGAAGGAGAGGAAGGGAGAAAGGGGAAUGAGAGGAGGGGAGGGAGGGGAAGGAGGAAAAGCGGAGAGAGGGGAAGCUGAACCGGGGAGGUAGGGGAAGGAGAAGAGGGGAGAGAGGGAGAGGAGCCCACAGAGGAGGUAGCUAUGGGGGUCCCGGCGGUGGUGGAGGGGAGGAAUGCGGAGCCGCAACAGCUGUCUCCAGCCGCGAGAAGAGUGAUACAGAAAGUCAAUGCACAGAGAGGUAGAGGGUCUGAUCCUGCAAUCAGAUCGAUUCCUGUCGAGCAAUGGACCGAUGACGAGUGGAAGGAGUAUGUUGGCAUCACAAGGACAUUCUGCGCAGACGAUACCCAUACUGUUCACUCCGACCAUCUCGCCAAACAUCAUUUGUGUGUGUGUCGUCUGUGCCGAUGUGGCAAGCAUCCAUGUCCUAAGAAGCCAUGGUCCUCUCAUUUCGUUGAAGACCCGCUGUCAGAGUACCGACAUAAAUACCCCCCGCGGGAUGUGGGACCUCGCCCGAGACGGCCUCCACGGCCGCUGGAGGUAAGCGAUGCACCCUUCAUCGACAGGACAACUCACCGAGACGACUUCACACCUAAGCCUCACCAGAAGAGGGAUCCCACUUGGCGGGAGAAGCCUAAAGAUCCCGACUUUCCACCCCGGGUGGUGAAUCCGGGAUCAGAGUACCAGACCAAGUACAAGGAACACCCAGUCCUCCCAAAGUUCUGCCGAGAUCGGGAAAGGAGUUAUGCCGGAGAGGUCCCUUUCCUUGGCAAUUCCACUUACGACACCGACUACGACCCGAAGAAAACGUCCAACGUCGAGAGAAGUAGGCAAACUCCUCCCGGGAGGGGUGACAAGUGGUCGAAACUCCCUAGAAAGUUCGAUGAAGGGACCAUUUACAAGGAUGAGUAUCGCAAGUGGCCAUUGCAGAAGAGGAAACCCAAAGAGAAGGCACCCAUCGAGACGCUACCCUUUGCUGGGGCCUCGACGUACGACACUGAUUUCGACCCCAAAAAGGCCUCGAAGGUCGAGAAGGGCCGCCAAACCCCCUUGGGGAGGAAUGAAAUGUGGGCGGAACUUCCUCGGAAGUUUGAUGGAGGGUCCAUAUACACGGACGACUACCUAAAGUGGCCGUUGGAGAAAAGCCCCCCCAGAGAGAGGGCACCACCCCCUGAGAUACUGCCAUUUGCCGGGGCUUCAACGUACGACACCGACUACGACCCCAAACAAGCAUCGAAGGUGGAGAAGGCCCGACAAACUCCACCAGGAAGGUGCGAGAGGUGGUCGCGCCUUCCACGAAAGUUCGAUGGAGGUACCAUCUACACAGACGAGUAUCUGAAGUGGCCCCUGCAGAAGAGGAAGGGCAAGGAGAAGCCAACGAUCGAGACUAUACCGUUUGCCGGGGCCUCGACGUACGACACAGACUACGACCCGAAGAAGACAUCGAAGGUGGAGAAGGGCCGGCAGACCCCCUUAGGCAGGUCAGGAAAAAGGCACAUCUUUGUGAUAGUGGACCGCUUUUCUAAGUACGCAGGACUUAUCACUAUGCCAGAAACUGCUAAAACUGAUUACGCCAUCAAACUGUUUCUGGAUAACUGGGUCAGGGAUUUUGGACUACCUACGUCGAUAGUAAGUGACAAGGAUGUAAGGUUUACCAGCGAACUGUGGCAAACGACAACUGAACAGAUGGGUACCAAGCUCCAAAUGACGUCAGGGAAUCACCCUGAGUCAAAUGGCCAGGCAGAACAGAUGAACCGGGUAGUACAGCACCUGCUUCGGCAUUAUAUUAAGCCGAGUCAGGAUGACUGGGACGAGAAGUUACCUCUCGUCGCCAGCCUGUACCACAAUGCCGUGCACAGUACUACUGGUAUGACUCCCAACCAGCUGCAUCUUGGUUGGAAGCCCAAAAGUGCACUUGACUUUCUGCUACCAGAAAGGCAACCCACUGCAGCACUUGGCAGCAUAGAGUUUCCUGUGCAGUAUGAGCAGAUGCUGCAGCAGGCCGUUGAACAUAUCAGGAAGUCUCAGGAUGCUAUGAUUGCAUGUGAGAAUAAACAUAGACGGCCCUCUAACUUUCACGUAGGUGAUAGAGUCUGGGUGAAGUCAUCUGAACCGGGUCAAGAGAUGGGGAUUUCACGAAAACUGAUGCCACAGUACUUUGGGCCCUGGGAGAUCCUGGACAUUGUGGGGGAUCAACCGGAUGGGCCCUCAUACGUGAUUCGCACCGCUCCACACUUGCGCACUUACCCUGUUUUCCAUGCAUCCAAGUUGGCACCUUUCGCUGCCACAGAUCAGUUUCCCUCCAAGAGAUCAAUUCUGCCCCCAACCAUGGAUGGCGAAGUGGACAUAGACCAGAUCGUGGAGCAUCGUCUGAUGCCUGUUCCUCGACCACCGGGCAGAGGCUGCCCUCCUAAGCCAAAAAUGCAGUACCAGGUCAGAUUCAGACAUCAUCUAGACCCCAACGAAGAUCGGUGGUUCACCAGAGAAGAACUCAUGAGAACUGCACCUCAAGUCAUUGCAGGCUAUGAAAGAGAUCUUAAAGGGAAGAUGCCUGCAGAAUAGAAAACUUCUCAGAGGACUAUCGAAGUACAGGAGGAGGGAAUGCGAGGAAUCUGGGUCCUCGGCAGGCCUACGGGGCCCCUGCAGC